CUGAAAUUAUUAAAAAUUAAACGCAUUAAAAUCGUUUGUGAAGUUUGUGAAUGUGUUUGUAUGAUCAGAUUCACAUUCUGAAAUUCUGACAUUCAGCAGCUUCAGCUAUUCUAUUUCAUUCAACAACACAAAUUUGUACAGAAUUAGUAGAGAUCAUUAAUUAAAAAAGAAACAAGAAGAGAAUGGCUGUCUCUGACAAGCAAAACUUGUUUUUAAAAGCAUUUCUCAGGUGUGUGAAUAGCAAGACAUCUUCAACGUAUCAAAGCUAUGCAUUGGAUUAUGUGGACAAGUCAGCAUCACCUUUGCCCAUUGAGUUCUGGUAUCUCAUUAAAGAAAAUGAAUUUGUUGUGGUGUCCAAGACUUUGAAUAAACAAGCCAAAAAUGCAUCAGAUUACGUUGAUCUGAUGAUUGCAGGAUCAGUCGACAACAAUGCGGCUGAUAAUUUUAUACUUGAAUCUGAACAGACCUUAGGUUCCCCACUAGAAUUGUAUGAUUACCAAAAAGACCUCCACCUGAGACAAGCAAAUCUAAACAUUGAAGACAAUGAUGAGGAUAAAAAUUUGGCGAGUAAAAAAGUUUAUCUACCUCUAUCGCUGAAAGAAGCCAGCACUAUCCUGUCAAUGUAUAACAUCACCAUGCAAAAUUACAUGAAAGACAUCCACACCACCAUCAACAACAACAAUGGUUCUCCUACUAACAACCACAGCUGCAACAAUCUUAAAAGAUUGCUGGUUCUCUGCGAUGGAUUGGAUAGAAAUGGAAUAGUUUGCAUGUCGUCAUUGGUUAGCAACAACGACUUCAAAAACGACAACUACAAUACUAACAACAACAACAUCAGAGACCAACAACUCGUUCGUGUGGCUGUUGAUAGCUUUGUCAUCAAGUCAAAAUGUUACUCAUUCAACAUGCAAGAGGUGCCAUCUGUUGAGCAAUUACUACUGGGAAGAUUGUUAACUGACUGUAAAAGGCGGCAGUACACAAGCACUUGCCUGUUAUAUGGGUCAGACAAGGUUGAAGGUCAUUUUAAUCAGGUCAGUGUCAAGUUCGAGUGGGACGACGAAGAGGGCUCCAAUGCCCUGGAAAGUCCACCUAUCCAGGCAACUGCUACCCUGUCGAUCAGAAUUGGCGACGACAUGGAUGGUGACGCAGGUGGGGGUGAUGAUGAUGAUGAUGGUGACGACGUGAUGAUGAGUAACUUAUCUGACGAUAUCAGUUCUCUACAGAGGCUGCUGAGGGCCUUGGAAGAGGAGGAAGUGAUGUGGCCCGUCAGGAACAGAGAUGCUACUGCUCGUGAACUUGUGGAAAAAUUAAUUGCCGAAGGCAGUAACAGCUACAGCAGCCAGCAACAACAACCACAACAACCACCAACAUCAUCUGACAACAACAGCAACAUUGAAACACAACAACAGCACCAGCAGAAAUCCUGCAAAAGUUUUUCAUUGCUCAAAAGAUUCAACAUGGAUUUUACUGACCAACUUUGGGAUGUCAUGAGAGAUUGUUCUUCAUACAGCGAACUGCUUUCCUGUUUCCAAUGCAUUUUCCACGCUCUUCUCUCCAAGCAACUCCAACCUAUGUUGAGCAACACAAACAGAUGCACGCUGGCAGAUCUGAUCAGGCAGUCAUACAAUGGGGACGUGAGGAGGGAUGUGAUAUUGUGGUCGAAGGAGGAGAAGCCGAUCAUUCUGCUGGCCGAGAUGGGUUUGGAGAAGUUGAAGAGGGAUCUGCUGAGUGCUUUCAUCGGAAGCAACAUGGUGAACAUCAGCCAGUUAGCUUGGUACCUCUGUGAGUUGGAAACAGUUGGAUUGAAUGAAAAACUGGAAAAGUUGAAAAGGCUUGCCCAUGUCCUUAGAAUGAAUGUUCUCAUGGGUAAAAAAUCUCUAGUGCCUAAGGCUGCACUAUUUGAAAUAUUAAAUAAAAGUUUGAAGCACUAUGAAGAAGUUGGUGAUCUGGUAAAUCCAUUUCAAAUGCAGAUGUCAGUCCUCUCAAUAUAUGAUAAAAUUAAAAAGUUGUCACCAACGUCAUGGUCGUGCUUUGUUUAUGGGACCACAAGUUUCCAACAGGAGAUUGUUGGCUGUGUUUCAUUUUCCAAAAGACAAUCGUUUGAUCACGUCAAAUCUGAUGAAAUUCUAGAUUCAGACGAUAAAAGUGACAAACGGAGUUACUAUUUGACAACUGUUCAUCAGUCAAUUAACAAUUAUUGAAUCUGUGUCUGUAACAAUUACAAUCUUCGUUUAGCGUUUGAACGUUUUGUAUGUAGCAAUGUAACAAUUAUCUCUUGUUUUUAUCUAACUGUUGGAUAAUUUGUUUUAACGUUUCAAAAAUUAAUCCAUUAAAAUUGUUUGAACUCGUGAUAGAAGAGACACGUCUGUAUUUAAAAAAAGCUGUUAGAAAAA
This is a messenger RNA of Helobdella robusta, 2393 nucleotides long. RefSeq lists its product as hypothetical. The transcript is spliced from 19 exons. The coding region runs from base 183 to 2201 and encodes 672 amino acids. NCBI's taxonomy places the organism in Eukaryota, Metazoa, Annelida, Clitellata, Rhynchobdellida, Glossiphoniidae. Gene Ontology annotation, biological process: protein localization to kinetochore; mitotic spindle assembly checkpoint signaling. Gene Ontology annotation, cellular component: RZZ complex. The record is from RefSeq and is a predicted model, not a curated record.